Messenger RNA from Oldenlandia corymbosa var. corymbosa, 2780 nucleotides. The record is from the annotation of a GenBank genome assembly. NCBI's taxonomy places the organism in Eukaryota, Viridiplantae, Streptophyta, Magnoliopsida, Gentianales, Rubiaceae.
AUGAAUUCACUCUUCAGUUCGCCGUUAUCCCUCUCCCCCAACAGAACGGAAACCGCCGCCGGAAAAAUCAGGAAGUCAUCAACCUCUCCCCUUUCCAUUCCAGCCGAUACUAAUAAACCUCCCAAGCCCAACAAACUGCGCCGCCUUUCAAUGUCCCUCAACCAGAACCCCAUUAUCGACACCACCAAGUUCCUGGAUUCCAUCACCAAGCUUCUGUGGGGCCAAUCCCUCCCUCCCCAGCUUGUCAUCUCCACCGUCCGCUCCACUUGGACCACAGCCUGGCACGUCAUCAUGUCCCAGAUGGCACCUUCCGACUCCUCCGGCGGUUACAACCGGCCGGCGUCGAAAUUCCGCCUCCAAUCACCGGCGAACUUCCCUCCCGACGCCUCCCUCCAAAGCCUGCAUCUUUAUGUGGGUCUUCCUUGUCCAUGGGCUCACAGGGCCCUUAUAGUCCGAGCGCUUAAGGGCCUUGAAGACGCCAUCCCUGUCUCCAUUGCUUCUCCCGGUAUGGAUGGUAGCUGGGAAUUUAGGGAUAACCCUCCGGCCAAUCUUCAGGGCGGCCGGGGUAAACUUAUUCCGACCUCGGAUAAGGCCCAAGGUUGUAAAACCUUGAGAGAGGUUUAUGGUUUAAGGCGAGGAGGUUAUAAUGGUCGGUCCACUGUUCCAAUGCUGUGGGAUGCCAAGAACAAGAAUGUGAUUUGCAACGAGAGCUAUGAUAUCAUUCAGUUCUUUAAUUCAGGAUUAAAUGGAGUGGCUGGCAAUCCGGGAUUAGACCUUGAACCUCCUUCAUUAACUAAAAAGAUUGAUGAGUGGAAUCAGAUCAUUUACCCCAAUGUGAACAAUGGGGUUUAUAGGUGUGGUUUUGCGCAGAGUCAAGAAGCUUAUGAUACUGCUGUAAAUGAGCUGUUCACUACAUUGGAUAUGAUUGAUGAUCAUUUGGGUGGGUCGAGGUACCUUUGCGGAGAUGAUUUAACGCUUGCAGAUAUCUGUUUGUUUACCACUCUGGUUCGGUUUGAUAUUGUCUACAAUGUUCUGUUCAAGUGCACAAAAAAGAAGCUCAUCGAAUAUCAGAACCUUCAUGCUUACUUGCGAGAUAUUUACCAGAUUCCUAAGGUUGCCGCAACUUGCAAUCUUGUUGCAAUCAUGGAUGGAUACUACAAAACCCUUUUCCCUCUCAAUCCAGGAGGCAUUAGGCCUAUCUUACCUUCACAUUGUCAGGAUGAAGCGCUUUCCAAGCCUCACAACCGGAGUUCGGUGUCAACAGUUGGAGAAGCUGUAAACCUUGGCAUUUGAUGUUCUUUAGUAUAUUAUUGUAAAUUUGAUCAUCUGAUCAUACCAACUCUGGACAUAAUGAAGCCAGAGUAUCCAAAAUUUUGAACCAUAAUGCAUUUAACAAUGAGAUGUAGGCUGAACGCCUGAACUUGAAAUGGUAAGACGUUCCUGGCCGAAGUUACUUAAUGCAGCCGACUCGGAUGCACGAAAGAGAAAAACAUUAGACUUUGCAAGUGCUACUAGUGAAUCAUUCUAAUAAAAAGAACAGUGAAAAUACUUGCAAAGACCAGGGCAUGAAACCAUGCAAAAAUCAUCAGUACAGUAGCAUUAGCCCCCAUCAGUUGAAGUACAAAUAUAAGACCAAAUGAAUCACAAAUCCAAGUCUUCAUCUGCAACUUAAUAGUAAAACAGAAACUACACCAUUUACAAAACAUAUCAGGUCAAUGUCAUCAUCUAAGACUCAAUCUUUCAGGGCAUGGCUGGUUCCUCCUUGAAGUAAUUGCAGUCCAUGCAAGCCUGCAAAGCAAUAAUCUCCAAAAUAGCCCUAGGAAGAUGCAGUAACAGCUGUCUCCCCCACCAAAAAAAAAAAAAGAAAACAUUCAUCUUCUUGAUCUAGAUCCUGCAAAGGGAGGUAAAAACAUUUUUAGUCAAAUCAUUUGACAGAAAAUACUUCAUGAUCAACGGGGCAAUGAAAUCAUAGAUAAAUCAAUCAAAUCGACAAUGUAAUCAAUUUGAGAGAGAACAUCCCCACCCCAUUACAACCUACCCUAACCUGGUCGUAAAAACAUUAGCAUAAAUGGUUGCCACCAAUUCCGUGAACGAACAAAAAUGGAAAGAACAUACACAAGGGGAAAUAAACAGUUUUGUCCAUUCCAUAGAAGGUUAAAGUGGGGUUUCUUAACCUUACCCUUUUUCUUCCAAAAAGUACAACAAUAAUUAAACGUCAUUAAAAGGGAUAGUCCACAUAAUGUAGGGUGAGCCUCCAACAAGUUCAAUGAAAAGUUAGGCAUGGGGAUAAGAGGGAGGAUUCAAGUCCUCUCUUCCACAUUAGGAUAACUACCCAGGGCCAGGGAUGUCCAGGUGGUUUUUAAGACAUUAUCUAGUGCUGUGAGUUACAAGAGUCUAAAUAAUGUGAAAACUUAAAAACUGAGAUGCUGAAAAUAGAAUAUCAUUUCCUCAUCUCAUUUUCUUUCCAUACACAGCUCUUUAUAAUAUUUAUUGAAUUUUCAAACAGUUAAUUUGUAUGUAAAACAAGAAUUGCGCCCCCAGUGAAAAUAUUACUUACUACUUGGACGUCGGAUGUUCCUACAAAACCUGCUGCCACAGUGGCAGCGAAAUGCCUUGACUGGAUGCUCAACAUCGUCAAAAUCAAUACCAUAAUCCUGAAACAACCAUACCUCACUGAUUAAAAAAGGGAGUGGAUAUAAAAUUCUCGAAUUUAGCGUUUUCAGAAGCUGCCAAACAAAUGAGCUUUCAGCAUUCACAUUGAUUCCUCAAAGAGAUUCUCC